AUCUUUUGGGUUUUCUCUGUGCAGGGUGGUAGCUUUUGAGCUUAGUGAUUUUCUCUUGUUAACAACUCUAAGCAGGGGAUUAUUAGAGACCCAUUAACUCAUCUAAAUACUGGAUGACUUUGGUUCAUUGAUUAGGCUGGAAGCUGUCGAAACUAAAGAGUGACAAAUACCCACCAAUUAGGUAGCCAAAAGCCAGCAGGAACAUUUGUAUUUAUUGGGACAAGUGAAAGUUUGUUAUCUUCUUUGCUCGCAAUUUUUCUUUUAAUUUAUAGAUAUAUACAUUACUCGGAUAAGAAAGGGAGUUCACCGGUCGGAAGUUUUCCUUCAAAUUUAACAGUCACCACGGUCUCUUUCAGCUUUGUUUUUUGGUGUUAUUACUGUUUGCUCAAUCCUUUGAACGAGUGGUGUAACUUGUUAAAUGCCCACAAAUUCAUGGGACGUAAUCCUUUAGGAGAAAGGUUGGCCACUAGUUAUUGGUGGUUACCAUGGCUCUUAGCAAGUUAGCAUCAGAAUUUGUCUUAAACUUCUAGUCGUUGAAAAUUCUCUGCAUACAAAGCUAAGUCUGCUAUUUGUAGGAUCCAAAAACGUGAGAAGAUGAUAAGGGUGAUGGCUCUAAGAAUGUUGAUGGAAGUAUGGCCACUGAAAUUGCGCAUUAAUUGAAAAAACCAGCCUGGUUUCUGGUUAGAAUCUUCAUUAGGAUUGUAUUUUUUCAAUUCGUUCAGCUUGUUCUGCAUUUUAGAAGCUCCCCAAUGGUUUGAAAUGAUAGUCAUGGAGGUGGGGAGGAAUGGACAAUACAGUUUUGAAGAACGGGGUUAUCUCAAAUGGGAAGUUGAAAUCUCUAUGGAAGUUUUUGCUUGAUGGUACUCAGGCUAGGGCUUGUGGUUGCUGCUUCAAUUGCAGCCUAUGCAGUAAGGCAGCUCAAUGUUAAAAACUCAAACUCCGUCGCCUCCGUCGACAAGCUCACCGAAAAUGGUGAAGAGAAGGAGGAGGUUAAACAUUCUAACCAUGACUUCAAAGAUAAUUAUGGGGAGGAAGAGGAGGAAGAAGAAGUCAAAUUAAUUAGUAGCGUAUUCGAUCAAGUUCCUGUUUAUAUAACUGAAGAUGAAGACAUUUUACCUGAAUUUGAAGACCUUCUAUCUGGGGAGAUCGAAUUCCCAUUACCUGAAAUUGAUGACAGUAAAGCUGAGAAGGAUAGAGUAUAUGAAACUGAGAUGGCAAACAAUGCAAGUGAACUGGAGAGAUUGCGCAACUUAGUAAAGGAAUUGGAGGAGAGGGAAGUAAAGCUUGAAGGUGAAUUGCUUGAAUACUAUGGAUUGAAAGAACAGGAAUCUGACAUUGUAGAGUUACAGAGGCAGCUCAAGAUCAAGGCAGUAGAGAUUGAUAUGCUUAAUAUUACCAUCAGCUCUUUGCAGGCGGAAAGGAAGAAGCUUCAAGAAGAGAUUGCACAAGAUGCUGCAGUGAAGAAGGAGUUGGAAUUUGCAAGGAAUAAGAUCAAAGAGCUGCAGAGGCAGAUUCAGCUUGAUGCUAACCAAACAAAAGGCCAGCUAUUAUUACUCAAGCAACAGGUUUCUGGUCUACAGGCAAAGGAGCAGGAAACUAUAAAGAAAGAUGCUGAACUAGAAAAGAAGUUGAAAGCUGUAAGGGAACUGGAGGUUGAAGUUAUGGAACUCAAGCGGAAGAACAAAGAGCUUCAAAUUGAAAAGCGGGAGUUGACUAUUAAACUGGAUGCUGCUGAAAAUAAAAUCUCGACUCUGUCCAACAUGACAGAAAGUGAAUUGGUAUCCCAGACUAGAGAGCAAGUCAAUAAUUUAAGGCAUGCAAAUGAGGACUUAAUAAAGCAAGUUGAAGGACUUCAGAUGAACAGGUUCAGUGAAGUUGAAGAAUUAGUAUACCUUCGAUGGGUCAAUGCAUGCUUAAGAUACGAACUUCGCAAUUACCAGGCUCCUACAGGAAAAGUAUCAGCUCGUGAUCUCAACAAGAAUUUGAGCCCAAAAUCCCAAGAGAAAGCUAAGCAACUCAUGUUGGAGUAUGCAGGAUCGGAACGUGGACAAGGGGACACAGAUCUUGAAAGCAACUACUCCCAGCCAUCUUCUCCUGGAAGUGAGGAUUUUGACAAUGCUUCAAUUGAUAGUUCCUUUAGUAGAUAUAGUAGUCUCAGUAAGAAACCUAGCUUGAUCCAGAAGUUGAAGAAAUGGGGUGGUAGAAGCAAAGAUGAUUCUAGUGCUUUUUCAUCACCAGCCAGAUCCUUUUCCGGGGGUUCUCCAAGCAGGAUGAGCAUGAGCCAAAAGCCGAGGGGUCCAUUAGAAUCGUUGAUGCUUAGAAAUGCAAGUGAUAGUGUUGCAAUCACCACCUUUGGUACGAUGGAACAGGAAAUUCCCGACUCUCCAGGCACUCCAAAUCUCCCAAGUAUCAGAACUCAAACUCCUAACGACUCCUUGAAUUCUGUAGCAUCAUCAUUCCAACUAAUGUCUAAAUCCAUUGAAGGAGUGUUAGAUGAGAAAUAUCCAGCAUACAAAGACCGACAUAAGUUGGCAUUAGCGAGAGAGAAGCAAAUUAAGGAAAGGGCGGAUCAGGCAAGAGCAGAGAGGUUUGGCAAUAUUUCAAAUUCAAACUUGAACUCUGAAUUUAAAGGUAAGACUGAGAGAGAUAGACCUAUAACUUUGCCGCCAAAACUUACUCAAAUAAAGGAAAAACCAGUUGUAUCUAGUGUUGCUACUGAUGCAUCUGAUGAAAAUAAAACGACGGAGUCUCCAGCUAUCAGCAGGAUGAAGCUAGCAGAGAUUGAGAAGCGGCCUCCACGGACACCUAAGCCACCACCGAGACCAUCAGCAGGUGCUUCGGUAACCACAAAUCCCAAUCCUCAGGGUGGUGUACCAGCUGCUCCACCUCUACCACCUCCACCUCCUGGUGCCCCACCACCUCCCCCAACUGGUGGACCACCUCGUCCACCUCCUCCUCCAGGAAGCUUGUCUAAAGGUGUAGGUGGUGAUAAGGUUCAUAGAGCUCCUGAGUUAGUUGAGUUUUAUCAAACAUUGAUGAAACGAGAAGCAAAGAAGGAUACUCCUUUACUUUCUUCUGCGUCAUCUAAUGUGUCUGAUGCUAGAAGUAACAUGAUUGGGGAGAUUGAAAAUAGGUCAUCAUUCCUCAUAGCUGUAAAAGCAGAUGUGGAAACUCAAGGUGAUUUUGUCAUGUCAUUGGCAGCUGAAGUUCGAGCAGCUACAUUCUCUAAUAUAGAGGAUGUUGUGGCCUUCGUAAAUUGGUUAGAUGAAGAGCUAUCAUUCUUGGUUGAUGAAAGGGCAGUCCUGAAGCAUUUCGAUUGGCCAGAAGGAAAAGCAGAUGCAUUGAGAGAGGCAUCCUUUGAAUACCAGGACCUUAUGAAGUUGGAGAAGCGGGUCACCACGUUUGUUGAUGACCCUAAACUCUCAUGUGAAGCAGCUUUAAAGAAAAUGUACUCCUUGCUGGAGAAGGUUGAGCAGAGUGUCUAUGCACUCCUACGCACAAGAGACAUGGCUAUCUCGCGAUAUAGAGAGUUUGGAAUCCCAGUUGAUUGGUUGUCUGAUACAGGAGUUGUUGGAAAGAUUAAGCUCUCAUCUGUACAAUUAGCAAGGAAAUACAUGAAGCGUGUAGCAUCAGAACUUGAUGCAAUGAGUGAACCAGAGAAGGAGCCAAACAGAGAAUUCUUGGUCUUGCAAGGCGUGCGUUUUGCUUUCCGCGUUCAUCAGUUUGCGGGAGGCUUUGACGCAGAGAGCAUGAAGGCUUUCGAAGAGUUGAGGAGCCGAGUUCAUACAACACAGAUAGGAAAUGACAAUAAGCAAGAAGCCUGAAUUUUUCAUUCAAGUUAAUCAUUAGCCGAAUUCAAUUUCAGCAAUCAUAUAAUACUUGUAACUCAACGCUACAACAGAUGUCAUUUACAUUUGGACAGUGUAUAUUUACCAAUCCACUGGAAAGAUGCGAGAGAUUAUGGUCUCAGUUAGCUUUUGUGCGCUGUACAGUAUGGGAUCAAAAAGUAAGAAAAUACUGAAUUCAAUUUGAGAA
This is a messenger RNA of Benincasa hispida (wax gourd), 4035 nucleotides long. It is a transcript of the gene CHUP1, whose product is annotated as Hydroxyproline-rich glycoprotein family protein. The record is from RefSeq and is a predicted model, not a curated record. Gene Ontology annotation, cellular component: chloroplast outer membrane. Lineage: Eukaryota; Viridiplantae; Streptophyta; Magnoliopsida; Cucurbitales; Cucurbitaceae. Gene Ontology annotation, biological process: chloroplast relocation.